Asparagus officinalis (garden asparagus) is the source of this 5029-nucleotide messenger RNA. RefSeq names its product phosphoinositide 3-kinase regulatory subunit 4. Bases 129 to 4784 code for a protein of 1551 amino acids. Lineage: Eukaryota; Viridiplantae; Streptophyta; Magnoliopsida; Asparagales; Asparagaceae. Gene Ontology annotation, molecular function: ATP binding; protein binding; protein serine/threonine kinase activity. The transcript has 12 exons. Gene Ontology annotation, cellular component: phosphatidylinositol 3-kinase complex, class III, type II; phosphatidylinositol 3-kinase complex, class III, type I; nucleus-vacuole junction. Gene Ontology annotation, biological process: autophagy of peroxisome; protein phosphorylation; late endosome to vacuole transport. The record is from RefSeq and is a predicted model, not a curated record.
CCAAAAAAGAGUACGAAAAUAAAAGAGAAGCCGAGGUUGAAGAGCACAAGACGCAAAGAACAAAAACCAUGAAAAAAAUCAAUGGAAAAUUGAAAAUUUGAAGGAGGAGGAGAUCGAAGCGUCGAUCGAUGGGGAACAAAAUCGCUCGAACGACUCAAGUCUCAGCAUCGGAGUACUACCUCCACGAUCUCCCCUCCUCCUACAAUCUCGUCCUCAUCGAAGUCCUCGGCCGCGGCCGCUUCUUUAAAUCGAUCCUCUGCAAGCACGACGAGGGCCUCGUCCUCGUCAAGGUCUACUUCAAGCGCGGCGAUCCUCUCGAUCUCAAGGAGUAUGAGAGGAAAUUGGCGAAGAUUAGGCAGAUUUUUCACACGAUUCAGCAUCCGCACGUCUGGCCGUUUCAGUUUUGGUUGGAGACUGAUAAGGCGGCAUAUCUCUUGAGGCAAUACUUCUUCAGCAAUCUUCAUGAUCGGCUAAGCACACGGCCCUUCCUCAGUCUCAUUGAAAAAAAAUGGCUGGCGUUUCAGUUACUCUGUGCGGUGAAGCAGAGCCAUGACAAGGAUGUUUGCCAUGGUGACAUCAAGUGUGAGAAUGUUCUUGUCACCUCUUGGAAUUGGCUGUACCUCGUGGACUUUGCUUCCUUUAAGCCAACCUACAUACCAGAUGACGACCCUUCUGAUUUCUCGUUCUUCUUUGAUACUGGAGGGAGGAGGCGUUGUUAUCUUGCACCAGAGCGAUUUUAUGAUCAUGGAGGUGACACUCAGAUUUCACAAGAUGCACCUUUGAAGAAAUCUAUGGACAUCUUUUCUCUUGGGUGUGUUAUUGCUGAACUUUUCCUCGAGGGGCAACCACUUUUUGAGUUAUCUCAACUCCUUGCUUAUCGCAGAGGGCAAUAUGACCCUACUCAAUACCUUGAAAAGAUACAAGAUACCGGAAUACAGAAGAUGAUACUUCAUAUGAUUCAGUUGGACCCUGAAUCGAGGCUGUCAUGUGAAAGCUAUUUGCAAAAUUAUACAUCUGUUGUAUUUCCAAGCUAUUUCUCACCAUUCCUGCACAAAUUCUUCUCCUGCCUAAUCCCUCUUGACUCUGAUACAAGGGUUGCAGUGACACAGAGUGCUUUCCGUGAGAUACACAAUCAGAUGAUGAACAGUAGAUCAAGUGAGGAGGAUGUUUUACCUGGGUCAUCACCAGAUGUCGGCCUCAUGAAUAGUCAAUCUGUCCUAGACAGGGAAAAUGGGAGACAUAACAUGAGUUCGGCUGGGGACUCUGCGAGAGAUAAAGACCACCUAAAUAGAAGCAAAGUUCGUGGAGAAGUUCAGCUUGUUGGAGAUAUUACUUCUCUUGUGAGAGAAGUAGAACAAAGGGAACGUUGUUCGCAUACAAAAACCUUUCCUGACAAAGUGCCAAAUGCUUCUUUCUAUCAUCACAGUGGAAAAUCUCUGUCAAGUCUACAAUCUUCAAAUGAUCUGAAGGAAUACAAGGAGAAAGAAAUGCCCCUUUUCAGGAAAAUAUUGAAAAGUGAUCUCAAUUCUUUGAUGGCAGGACACAAUAGUCGCUCAGAUACUUACGGGAUACCCCAUUCCCCAGGUACAGAAUGUAAACGGAGUUGUGAAGGUAUGGUGCUGAUUGCCUCACUCCUUUGCUCAUGCAUAAGAAGUGUCAAGCAGCCACAGUUGAGAAGGGCAGGUGUGCUUCUACUAAAAUCCUCUUCCUUAUACAUUGAUGAUGAAGAUCGUUUGCAGCACGUGCUUCCAUAUGUUAUAGCAAUGCUUUCCGAUCCAGCUGCAAUUGUGCGUGCUGCUGCCUUGGAAACGUUGUGUGAUAUUUUGGCUUUGGUCCAAGAUUUCCCUCCUAGUGACGCCAAAAUAUUUCCUGAAUACAUACUUCCAAUGCUAUCAAUGCUUCCAGAUGAUCCAGAGGAAAGCGUCAGGAUAUGUUAUGCUAGCAACAUUUUCAAGAUUGCUCUGACAGCUUAUAGGUUUUUACUUCGCGCACAGAGCUUAACUGAAGCAGGGACCUUUGAUAAACUAAGUGUUCAUCAGAAGCCACCAUCUCCUACCGCAGAAUCGACAGGAAAGAAGAAUAGUGAGAGCAGUGAUUAUCAGCUUGCUCGGCUGAGGAAAUCCAUAGCUGAAGUUGUGCAAGAGCUAGUUAUGGGUCCAAAACAAACUCCAAAUAUCAGAAGGGCACUUCUGCAGGAUAUUGGUCAUUUGUGUUAUUUCUUUGGUCAGAGGCAAAGUAAUGACUUCUUGCUGCCUAUCCUUCCAGCAUUUCUUAAUGAUCGGGAUGAGCAGCUACGAGCAGUUUUCUAUGAGCAGAUUGUUUAUGUGUGCUAUUUUGUUGGUCAAAGAAGUGUUGAGGAAUAUCUAUUGCCCUAUAUUGAGCAGGCUCUAAGUGAUGAUAUGGAGGCUGUUAUUGUUAAUGCAUUGGAAUGCUUGUCCAUGUUAUGCAAAAGUGGUUUCUUGAGAAAAAGAAUACUUCUUGACAUGAUUGAACGAUCAUUUCCCUUGUUAUGUUAUCCAAUCCAGUGGGUGAGAAGGGCCAUUGUGAAUUUUAUUGCAGCAAGUAGCGAGAGCUUGGGACCUGUAGAUUCUUAUGUUUAUCUGUCUCCAGUUUUACGCCCUUUUCUUCUCAGAGCCCCAGAUUCACCGUCUUCGGAGAUUUCUCUCUUGUCAUGUCUCAAGCCGCCGGUCUCAAAAUUGGUAUUCUACCAAGUUUUGGAAAAUGCCAAGAGUUCUGACAUGUUGGAAAGACAAAGAAAGAUAUGGUAUAACUCGUCUGCAAACACUAAUCAGUGGGAAUCAGUUGAGCAUACAAGAAGAGUCCCUGGAGGAGAUCUGAAUCCCAUGAAGAGUCCUGGGAGUAAAGAAUCAAAUGUACAAAAUGGUAAAUAUGCUGGUGGUGCGGUGCUGAAAGCAUCUUCACAGGAUACCGAGGAUGUUUCUAAGUUAAGAAUGGGAAAUUCUUUAAAAUCUGCAAAUCCAGGGAGUAUUAAGGAUUCUUUUGCAUCUGAUAAGCUGCAAUUUUCUGGAUUUAUUUCGCCACAAGUCAGUGCAGGAAACAGUUUCCUUUUUGAUGGACCAUCAGAAGACAUACCCUUGUACUCCGUUAGCAUGGAUAAGCAUGCAGCAGGAGCACUCUCUCCUGGUCCUGAUUCCUCAUUGCAUUGGAAUUCUUUAGGAGUUGAUAUUUCAAACAUGCCUUGGUUCGACCCUGGUAAUAAAUCACUGGAAUCUAGUUCAAUGCCACCCAAGCUUGUUUCAGGUUCCUUCUACGACAUCAGCAAUAACUCUAAGCGGAUUCCAAGAUCAUCCCAAGACUCAGAAACCAAGGAGAAUACUUCUCAAUCUUGUUGUAUCAGCAGUAGGUUUCAGAAUGUAAAUGUUUCUGACACAAUGAAAGGAAGUUCAUCCAUUACUGGUGAAGAUGAUUCACAGUCCGAGCUAACUGGUUUGACUUCCUUUUCAAGAGCACCAUCAGUUCCUGAUAGCGGGUGGAAACCUCAUGGGGUUCUUGUGGCACAUCUCCAAGAACAUCGCUCUGCUGUGAAUGAUUUAGCCAUAUCAAAUGACCAUACCUUUUUCGUAAGUGCAUCAGAUGACUCUUCUGUCAAGAUUUGGGAUACAAGAAAGUUGGAAAAGGACAUUUCCUUUAGAUCUAGAUUGACUUACCACCUUGAUGGCAGUCGAGCUUUAUGCGCUUCAAUGCUUAGGGGUACUGCACAGGUCGCGGUUGGUGCAAGUGAUGGAGCACUUCACUUGUUUUCAGUUGAUUAUAUAUCAAGAGGGUUGGGCAGCGUAGUUGAAAAAUAUUCAGGUAUUGCUGAUAUUAAGAAGAAAGAUGUUGGAGAAGGUGCGAUACUUAGCCUUUUGAACUGCUCUUCUUUUGAUAGUUUUGUCAGCCAGACAUUAUUAUAUAGCACUCUUCGUUUCGGAAUCCAUCUCUGGGACAUGAGAUCGAAUUCUGCAUCCUGGGAUUUUAUAGUGACACCUGAGGAUGGAUACAUCUCUUCUUUAGUAAUGGGUCAAUGUGGAAAUUGGUUCGUGUCUGGGUCGUCGAGAGGUGUGCUAACACUUUGGGAUCUGAGGUUUCUCUUACCUGUCAACUCAUGGAAGUAUUCCACUGUUUGCCCUGUGGAGAAGAUGUGUUUGUUUAUACCACCUGCUAAUGCUAUCUCUGCAAUGGCAAGACCACUUGUUUAUGUUGCUGCCGGCUGCAAUGAAGUUUCCCUCUGGAAUGCAGAGAGCGGAAGCUGUCACCAGGUAUUCAGAGUAGCUAGCGGUGAGAAUGAUGCUGAAAUUUCCACUAUUCCUCUUGCACUAGCAAGGCCUUCUAGCAAGACAAAUCCUAACAAAGAUAUGAAACAAAGUACCAAUUCCAGAUAUAGGAUAAAUGAGUUGAAUGAACCAACACCUCGACUUCCAGGCAUCCGUUCAUUGCUACCUUUGCCUGGGGGAGACCUAUUGACUGGGGGAACAGACUUGAAGAUACGCUAUUGGGAUCAUACCUGUCCAGAUCGGUGUUACUCUGUUUGUGGACCAUCGAUGAAGGGUGUUGGAAAUGAUGAGUACUAUGAUAUAAGAUCUAGUUCUGGGGUGCAAGUUGUGCAGGAGUUGAGCAAGCGACCUAUGGCAGCCAAGUUAAACCAGAAAGCUCUUCUUGCCGUGGCCUCUAAAGAUACAGCAGGGUGCCACCGUGAUUCCAUUCUCUCGCUUGCUUCUGUAAAGCUAAACCAAAGGCUAUUGAUAUCUAGCAGCAGAGAUGGUUCCAUCAAAGUUUGGAAGUAGGAAGCUUUAUGCAAAGCUCUAUGUACAUAUAUGUAACUCAUUUAGUUAUAUCAUAUCAAACGAAUAUAUUGUAUUUAUCAUUGUAAAGACUGGCUGAUUAAUAUAUUAGCAGAGUGUAUGAAUUUUCUUUUUUCCUUUAUAAUACAUUCAUGUUUACCCUGGAGGAGAGAAGUGUGUGUAAAUAUCUAAAUCUCGCAGGUAUGGAAGCUAGAGUUGUCACCAAUUAGCAUGACAUUUUCUUUUCU